AUGAAGAGGUUUAUGACAUGUUUGUUUAUGGCAGUUCUAUACUUGAACGCGUUGGAAUGCAAGAAACAUGAUGCCGACCCCAAGCCUACCAAGCAACAAAUCCAAUACUCGGGUCUAAAGUGUCGAAAAAAAGUUGCUCUGUUGACCGAUUACGGUGGGAAAGGUGAUGGGAAGACAUUAAACACGGCGGCAUUUAAGAAGGCCAUUGCCGAUUUGAGCACCUACGGAUUGAAUGGCGGAGGAGCAAUGCUUGUGGUCCCGCCAGGAAAAUGGCUGACGGGGUCGUUCAAUCUCACAAGUUACUUCACGCUCUACAUUCACCACGAUGCUGUUCUUCUUGCAUCUCAGGAUGAAAAAGAUUAUCCUCUAAUUGACCCAUUGCCCUCAUAUGGAAGAGGAAGGGAUGCUCCAGGACAAAGGUUUGCCAGUCUCAUAUUUGGAACAAACUUAACUGAUGUCGUAAUAACAGGAGGGAAUGGAACAAUAAAUGGCCAAGGCCAGCCAUGGUGGAAAAAAUUCAAGGAUAACAAGCUUAAGAACACAAGGCCAUACUUGGUUGAGAUCAUGUACUCAACCAAGGUGGUAAUUACCAAUCUUACCCUCAUCGACGCUCCUACCUGGAACGUUCAUCCCGUCUACAGCAAAAAGAUCAUAAUUGAAAAUCUUACGAUCUCUGCCCCCUAUGACUCACCAAACACUGAUGGGAUCAACCCAGAUUCAUGCUCGGGCAUUCGCAUACGCAACGUGUACAUCAUGUCGGGGGACGACUGCAUCGCGGUCAAGAGUGGGUGGGACGAGUACGGCAUAACGUUCGGUAUGCCCACCCAACACCUAAGCAUCAAAGGGCUCACGUGCAUCUCCCCCUACUCGGCCGUCAUAGCCCUCGGAAGCGAAAUGUCGGGCGGCAUCCGGGAUGUUCGAGCCGAACAAAUCAAAGCAUACAACUCUGAGUCUGGCGUGAGGAUCAAGACGGCGCCCGGGCGUGGGGCCUACGUCAAGAAUAUUUACGUUCGGGGCAUGGAAUUGCACACGAUUAAAUUUGUUUUUUUGAUGUCGGGCAAUUACAAGUCGCAUGCGGAUGACAAUUACGAUCCGAACGCGCUUCCCUUGAUAAAGAAUAUCACCUUUAGGGAUGUUUACGCAGACAAUGUGAAGAUCGUGGGGAAUCUUUCGGGGAUCACGGGCGACCCGUUUACCAAGCUUUGCUUUUCUAACGUGACGGCUGAGCUGGCGGAGGCAAAGAACUCAUUGGCCAACGGUUGGCCAGAGUACCAGGUGGACAAGGACAAGGACAAGGACAAAGAUAAGGGCAAGGACAAGGACAAGGAUAAGGAUAAAAAUAAAGACAAGGACAAGGACAAGGAUAAAGACAAGGACAAGGACAAGGACAAGGACAAAGAUAAAGACAAGGACAAGGACAAAGACAAGGACAAGGACAAAGACAAAGACAAAGACAAGGACAAAGACAAAGACAAAGACAAGGACAAAGAUAAGGAUAAGGAUAAGGAGAAGAAUAAAGGAAAGACUGGGGCUUGGAAUUGUGAGGAUAUCAAAGGCGUGUCAAGCAAUGUGAGUCCAAAGGCGUGUGAUUUGCUGCCCGAGAAGCAAAUGGACUGCGAUUUUCCGAGUGAUACGUUACCUAUUGACACUGUUGAGUUGAAAACUUGUUCUGCUAGCUAUUGA
Molecule: messenger RNA, 1683 nt
Organism: Striga hermonthica
Lineage: Eukaryota; Viridiplantae; Streptophyta; Magnoliopsida; Lamiales; Orobanchaceae
Source: the annotation of a GenBank genome assembly